Messenger RNA from Ricinus communis (castor bean), 1708 nucleotides. Its product is annotated as G-patch domain-containing protein 1. Gene Ontology annotation, biological process: regulation of ribosome biogenesis. The record is from RefSeq and is a predicted model, not a curated record. Gene Ontology annotation, molecular function: nucleic acid binding. The transcript has 11 exons. Gene Ontology annotation, cellular component: nucleolus. Lineage: Eukaryota; Viridiplantae; Streptophyta; Magnoliopsida; Malpighiales; Euphorbiaceae. Bases 200 to 1435 code for a protein of 411 amino acids.
UCAUCGAUCGAAUCUCAGCCGCUAAAUAGCUGCACCUCCACUGAACUUAAAACUCUCAAAAACCACCAUACACUUGCUCCACUUUCAACCUCGACUCUAGGGUUUUACCGUUUCAGUCCUCAAAAACUUUUCCUUAAUUUCUCUGCACUCGCCGGCGAAACAACAAGAAGAACAAAAAAGAAACAAACAGCGGCGAAAAAUGGCCGCACCUGAAGCCCCUCUGUGCUAUGUAGGCGUUGCUAAAGCAUCCCCUGCUUUUCGCCUCAUGAAACAAAUGGGAUGGGAGGAAGGAGAGGGGCUGGGGAAAGACAAGCAGGGGAUCAAAGGAUACGUUAGAGUAAAAAACAAACAGGACACUACAGGUGUUGGUGUAGAUAAGCCAAAUAAUUGGGCAUUUGAUACUACUCAAUUUGAUAGUAUUCUCAAGAGAUUGAAAGUGCAAGCAGCACAACCAACUGAUGAAGUGUCUGUACUGAAUACAGUUGUUGAGAAGGAGAAGGAUAAUGAAGAAAAAACAAAGACUGGUUUAUCUAGUGAUCAUCACCAGGAGCCAGUCAAGGCUACUCGACCACAGGGAAGAUAUAAGAGAAGGGAGAGAGGGAAGCUUGUCCAAGCAUAUUCUUCAAAGGAUCUUGAAGGAAUUUUAGUCAAAAAGGUUCAGGACACAGACCCUAUUGUAGAUAAUGAACUGCAGUCUGCAGAAGCUUAUGAGACUGAAGCUUUGUAUUCUGCAGAAUGCAAAGCUGAAGCUGUAUCUCAAGAAUGGUGGGGCUAUAAAUCUGGGUUUGUCUCAGGAGGUUUUCUUGGAGCACAAAGUAAAAAGAAAUCAAAUAGAACUGUAAAUGGUCAAAAUCAUAAUGAGAGGACUGUCUUUCAUGAAGAAGAUCAAGAGAACCUCUAUAAACUUGUCCAAGAUAAUGCCACAGCUGGAAAGCAAGGAUUGGGCAUUAAGAGUCAACCAAAGAAAAUAGCUGGUGUUCGCUUUCAGGGAAAAAGGACAUCAUUUACUGACAGUGAUGAUGAGGACUCUGCCGACGAAGACAUGGAUUCUGCUGAUUAUGAUUCCUCAGUUGAAGAAAAACAUUCUGACACUUCAGUAAAGGAAGAUUAUGACGAAGGAAAUGCUAGUAAUGAGAAUAUUGCUCAUCUUAGUUCCUCAGGAAAACGAAAACGCGACAACACUCCAGAAAUGGAAAAUAUUGACAAACAAAAGUUGAACUUGAAAAAGCUCUGUAAACGGCUUCUUCAUCAGGUACCUGAAGAGUCACUAAAGCUAAAAAAGCUAAAAAUUCUUAUCGAAGAACAUUCAUCUUCUGCUUUUUCCAGUUUCUCUUCAAAAAAAGAUGCUAUAGCUUACCUGAAACGAAAGCUGGAAGGCAGUCGGAGAUUCUCUAUAGAGGGUAAAAGAGUGAGUCUCAGAUGCAGGAGAGGCUGAAAUUUUGGUCAUGCAUUCAGCUGCCUGUGCGGAUCAGGUCUGCAAACUACAGCUGAGACAAUUUUUAAUCAGAUCUACAUACAAGAUUCAGUUAUUGCCAUUUACGUGUUUUUUUAUAAAUAUUCUUAAUUUUUAAUUAUCAGGCCAUGUAAAAUUCAUUGAGGGUGUCGGCAAUUGGCCGACUGUAUCAUGAAAUGGUCAUCAUAACAAUUUUGUUAAGAAUAAUGCAUUGAUGAUGAGGAAUAUUUGUAUAAAAUAGAAGUUUUAUUAUCA